Rhodamnia argentea is the source of this 1786-nucleotide messenger RNA. Its product is annotated as low affinity inorganic phosphate transporter 4-like. The transcript is spliced from 2 exons. Gene Ontology annotation, biological process: transmembrane transport. The record is from RefSeq and is a predicted model, not a curated record. Gene Ontology annotation, molecular function: transmembrane transporter activity. The coding region runs from base 22 to 1614 and encodes 530 amino acids. Lineage: Eukaryota; Viridiplantae; Streptophyta; Magnoliopsida; Myrtales; Myrtaceae. Gene Ontology annotation, cellular component: membrane.
GAGGUAGGAAGGGAGAUAUCGAUGGCUGCCGGCGAUUUAGCGAUUCUCCAGGCUCUCGACUCGGCUCGCACGCAAUGGUACCACCUCACUGCCAUCAUAAUCGCAGGUAUGGGCUUCUUCACCGACGCAUACGACCUGUUUUGCAUCUCCACGGUCUCAAAGCUCCUGGGCCGCCUUUAUUACUUCGAUCCUGCCUCAUCGACCCCGGGGAAACUCCCGGUUCAUGUCAACAACUGGGUCAUCGGUGUUGCCCUGGUCGGAACCCUGGCCGGUCAACUUUUCUUCGGUUUGCUCGGUGACAAGUUCGGUCGCAAACGGGUCUACGGGAUCACCCUCAUCCUCAUGGCCAUCUGCGCCAUUGGCUCCGGCCUUUCCUUCGGAUGCACGGCGAAAUCUGUCAUGAGCACGCUUUGCUUCUUCAGAUUCUGGCUUGGGUUCGGCAUCGGUGGCGAUUACCCUCUCUCGGCCACGAUCAUGUCCGAGUAUGCGAACAAGAAAACUAGGGGCGCUUUUAUAGCUGCAGUUUUCGCUAUGCAGGGCGUUGGGAUUAUCUUUGCGGGACUCGUUUCCACGAUCCUUUCCAGCAUUUUCCUCAGUGCCUAUCCCGCCGUCCCGUAUUCACUGGAUCGUGUGCUUUCUACACAACCAGAAGCGGAUUACUUGUGGCGAAUUGUCCUCAUGCUCGGAGCUUUGCCGGCCUUAUUGACUUGGUAUUGGCGAAUGAAAAUGCCCGAGACCGGUCGGUACACCGCGCUCAUCGAAGGGAAUGCCAAACAAGCCGCCGCAGACAUGGGCCGGGUCCUGAACAUCGAAAUUCAAACCGAUCAAGACAGGUUGGGCCAAUUCAAGGCGAGCAAUGACUACAAGCUGUUCUCGAUGGAGUUUUGGCAGAGACAUGGCAUGCAUCUCAUUGGCACAAUGAGCACAUGGUUCUUGCUGGACAUUGCCUUCUAUAGCCAAAACUUGGCACAGAAAGACAUAUUCCCGAACAUGGGCCUCACAGAUCCGGCAAAGUCUGUCAACGCUAUUAAGGAAAUGUUUCAGAUCUCUAAGGCCAUGCUUGUGGUUGCCUUGUUCGGGACGUUCCCCGGAUACUGGUUCACAGUCUUCUUCAUCGAGAAGAUCGGUCGCUUCUACAUCCAGCUCAUCGGCUUCUUCAUGAUGUCUGUAUUCAUGCUCGUCAUCGGAGUCAACUAUGCCGACCUCAGGGACACCAACAAACACAACACGGGUUUGUUCGCGCUCCUGUAUGGGUUGACCUUCUUCUUUGCGAACUUCGGCCCUAACAGCACCACCUUUGUUCUCCCGGCCGAGCUGUUCCCGACCCGCGUCAGGUCCACGUGCCACGCCAUGAGCGCAGCAGCGGGCAAGGCAGGGGCACUGAUCGCGGCCUUUGGGGUCCAGGGCUACACGCUUGACUCACACACACACAAAAUAAGACGCGCCAUGUUGAUUCUGGCGUUCACAAACAUGCUAGGGUUCUGCUGCACGUUCAUGGUGACCGAGACCAAAGGCAGGUCGUUGGAGGAGAUCUCGGGGGAGGAUGAGGGCGUGCAUCAGGGCGAGAUGGAGAUGUCGGAGGCACAGACGGAAGGUCGGUCGGUAGUCAUGUAGUGGGGGCGCAUGGCAAUCGGAGCUUGGUGGAGCAGCUUAAUUUUACUUCAAAUGAGUGGCGGCGCUGCAUAUCAAUAUACUUACACAAUAAACGUGAUUACGUAUGAAAUAAGAAGGGAUCAAGCUCGAUGAAACGAUGAGAAGAGGUCAUACGUUUUCUUAAUGAUCCUAU